Molecule: messenger RNA, 7378 nt
Organism: Oncorhynchus nerka (sockeye salmon)
Lineage: Eukaryota; Metazoa; Chordata; Actinopteri; Salmoniformes; Salmonidae
Product: nuclear receptor coactivator 2-like
Exons: 22
Coding region: 256-4986 (1576 amino acids)
Biological process (GO): cellular response to hormone stimulus; positive regulation of transcription by RNA polymerase II
Cellular component (GO): nucleus
Molecular function (GO): nuclear receptor binding; protein dimerization activity
Source: RefSeq, a predicted model, not a curated record
UCAUUAGGAGCAGAUGACACAGGAGGUAAUCUGCUGUUUGUGCAUGUCCUUGCUCCAGCAUGUGCCUCUGUCUACAUCGCUGCGUAGCGUGUACAGCGCUGUGACUGCCUGUCUGCCUGGGCUCAACGUUAACCAGCCUAUGUGGGAGGGCUUCUCCUGUUUUUGCUGUGAAACUGAGUCGACAGUAGCCAUGGGUCAGACACUGUUGAUUUAUGGACCCAUGUUUGGUCAAAGGGUUGGUGAUAUUUGCUGAAGAUGAGUAGUGCGGGGGACAACACCCCCGACCCUGCUGCCAGGGGAGAGUCUCUGAAGCGGAAAGAAUGUGGCCCGGAUCUCCUGGGGCCCAGCCCCAAGAGGAGCAUGGAAAAACCAAACCGGGAGCAUGAAAACAAAUACAUUGAAGAACUGGCGGAGUUGAUCUUUGCAAACAUCAAUGACAUUGACAACUUCAAUGUCAAGCCGGACAAAUGUGCAAUCUUGAAAGAAACUGUGAAGCAGAUUCGUCAAAUAAAAGAGCAGGAGAAAACAACUACUACCAAUGCAGAGGAGGUACAGAAAGCACACGUCUCGUCAACAGGCCAAAGUGUUAUUGACAAAGACGCUCUUGGACCAAUGAUGCUCGAGGCGCUGGACGGGUUCUUCUUUGUGGUGAACAUGGAGGGGAACAUUGUGUUUGUGUCGGAGAACGUGACCCAGUACCUGCAGUAUAACCAGGAGGAGCUGAUGAACACCAGCGUCUACAGCGUCCUGCACGUAGGAGACCACGCAGAGUUCAUCAAGAACCUUCUGCCCAAGUCCCUCGUGAACUGCAGAGCACCGCGGUCCAGUGAGAAUCCCAACAGGAAUAGCCACACGUUUAACUGCCGCAUGCUGGUCAACCCCCACGGGCCCUGGGAGGGAGGUGAGCAGGAGCCCCAGGACCAGGAGGUGCAGCAGAAGUAUGAGACCAUGCAGUGUUUCGCCGUGUCCGAGCCAAAGUCCAUCAAAGAGGAGGGAGAAGAUUUCCAGUCUUGCCUGAUCUGUGUAGCACGAAGGGUUCCUGUCAAAGAGAGGCCCAUGCUCCCAACCUACGAGAGCUUUACCACCAGGCAGGAUCUCCAAGGUAAGAUCACGUCGCUGGACACCAGUCUGCUGAGAGCCUCCAUGAAGCCAGGCUGGGAGGACCUGGUCAGGAGAUGUAUCCAAAUGUUCCACCUGCAGAACGACGGGGAGAUGUCAUUUGCCAAAAAGCAUCAGCAAGAAGUCCUGAGACAGGGCCAUGCGUUCAGCCCUCUGUAUCGCUUCUCCCUGUCUGACGGUACCAUCGUGUCGGCUCACACCAAGAGCAAGCUGGUGCGCUCCCCUGCCACCAACGAACCUCAGCUCUACAUGUCCCUCCACAUCCUCCAGAGGGAGCAGACGAUGUGUGGCAUGAACCCAGACAUGUCUACCCAGGGACAGGGGAUGGGGAAGCAGCCAAUGAAAGCUGUGUCUUCACUGACUCCUCCCAGUGUGGGUGGGCUGUCCCCAGGGUUGGGGGGACAUGACACAAUGGUUGGCAGCAAUACCAACAUGGCCACCAUGGGUGGACGUUACAGAUGCCAGGGGGCUAUGAACCGUUCUCCCACUCCUCGGGGUAGCAGCAACUAUGCACUCAAGAUGGGGAUGAACAGCCCGUCGCAGGGCAGCCCCAGUGUGACCUCUCAGGGGGGUCAAAGUGGCGGUGGUACCAUGGUGUCCCCACGCCACCGCCAGAGCCCCAGUGUGGCGGGUUGCCCCCACGUUCUUCCCACAGGACCCUUCUCCCCAACGGGCAGCCUGCACUCUCCACUAGGGGUGUGUAACAGCACAGGGGUGGGGAACAACCACAGUGUCUACACUGGUAACAGCUCCCUCAACGCCCUUCAGGCCCUCAGCGAAUGCCACGGGGUCUCCCAGCAGGGGCAGUCCAUAGGGUCACCUGACAGGAAGCCAGGCAGCAUGCUGCAGAUGCAGAGUCCCCCUGGUAGUGGUGGAGCUAGCAGCACUAGUAACCCCAACCUCAACUCCAGCCAGCUGGCCAACCGCAGCAGCUGCACGUCUGAGAGAGAGAUAGAGAUGUUUGGAGCGUACGGGGAGCAGUCCCGGCCAGACGGGGAGGAGAGGGAGAACGUGGAGCAGAGGAAGUCGAAAGAUGACACCCUCAAGCCUUUUGGAGGAUCAGGAGGAGAGCUAACCGAGGCCCAGAACAGGCUCCUCAACAGUAAGGGCCACACCAAGCUCCUGCAGCUACUCACCAACAAGUCAGAGCACAUGGAGCCCUGCUCGCCCCAUGGGGCCCCUGGGGGAGGGGAGCCCAACUGUAAGGAUCCCGGGAUGGGACCAGGUGGCCAGAACAACCACUCCACCUCGCUGAAGGAGAAACACAAGAUCCUCCAUAGACUCCUCCAGAACAGCACGUCCCCGGUGGAGCUGGCCAAACUGACAGCUGAGGCCACGGGGAAGGAGCUGGGUCAGGGCCAGCAGGACCAGGGAGGACCAGACAGUAUGGCUGCCACCAUGGCUGAGAUGGCCACCAAGCAGGAGUCCAUCAGCCCCAAGAAGAAGGACAACGCGCUGCUGCGCUACCUGCUGGACAAGGAUGACAACACCAUGCAGGAGAAAGGCAUCAAGAUGGAGCCCGGGACAGAGAUGAAGCUGGCCAAUGUGAAGACUGAGAAGCACGACCCGGGAUACAACAUGGCAGACCAGUCUAGUGAGCUGGAAGACAUCUUGGAUGAUCUGCAGUGUCGCCAGCAGCAGCAGCUCUUCUCAGGCCAGCACCACCAGCAGCAGUCCAGACCCGUGUCUCUGCCCACCAACGUAGACAAGCAGUCCAUCAUCAACGACAUCCUGCAGAUGACAGAGAACAACAGCAGUCCCACGGGCACCAACACACAGCAGAAGGCCUUCCCAGGCAUGGGCCCAGGACACUUCAAUGGUCCCAGGAUGGGUCAGCUAGGCCAACGGCCCCCUGUCCGCAGUAUGUCCCUGGAUCAGUCCAACAUGUCUGCCCAUGGUUCUCCCCGACCCUUCCCUCCUCCCAGGAACAGCAGCCCCUACUCUGUCAUGCAGCAGCAAGCCAUGAUGGGAAACCACGGAAUGUUGCAGAACCAGGCUAACAUGGGCAACCCAGGCUUGCCCCAGGCUAGCAUGCAGCAGGGUUGGGGUCCUCAGGGGCCAAUGGGCCAGGCUCUGCAGCAGAGAAUGGGGCCUGAUGGUCGCAUGGUGCCCAACAUCUCAGCUGGAGUCCCCAUGAGGCCCAGCAACCAGCAGCCUGGACCCAGACAGAUGGUCCCAAUGCAGAUGAUGGGAAACGUGCAAUCCAAUAUGGAGAUGGCUGGUCCUCCCUACCCAGGACAGCAGGCACUGCCCAAUCAGACAGCCCCGUGGCCUGACCGCAUGAUGUCGGUGGAUCACAGGCCUUAUGGGAACCAGAACCGACAGGCUUACGGUAACUCCCAGGAUGAGGUGCUGUGUUCUCCCUUGCGGCCUGGGGAGGGGCCUUCGGACGGGGAUGCCCUGCUCAGCCAGCUCUAUUCAGUGCUGAAAGACUUUGACGGCCUGGAGGAGAUUGACCGCGCUCUGGGAAUCCCCACUCUGAUUAGUCAGGGCCAGCCAGUGGCGCAGGAGCAGUAUGCCAAUCAGGAGUCACCCAUGAGGAAGCCACCCAUGUAUAGCCAGUACCCCCAUGCUGGUAGCAUGGCACAGGGCAACUACAUGAGCCAGCAGGACCCUGGCUUCCAUGGUAUGCCCGGUCAGAUGGGCCAGCGGAUGGGGUACCCCAUGCUCCGACUCCCUGCCCGACCAGGAGGCCCGGUGCCUGCCCAGCCCAACAACCUGAGGCUGCAGCUGCAGCAUCGACUACAGGGACAGCUGCAGAAUCGUCAGCCAAUGAUGAAUCCGAUGGGUGUGUCCAACAUGAACCUACCUCUCAGACCCAGUGUACCCAACCAGGGAACCCUGAAUGCUCAGAUGUUGGCCCAGAGACAGAGGGAGUACCUGAGUAACAUCCUGCGCCAGCGCCAGCAGCAUGUCCACCAGAGAGCCAUGCUGAUGCGGGCCCAAGGCCUCAUCGCACCCCCCAACAUGGCUUCAGCGGCUGGGGCAGUGGAGCCCUCACAGUCCCCUGGCAUGCCCCCCGGUUCCAUGGGCACCAACCCUCGGAUCCCCCAGGCAAACCCCCAGCAGUUCCCCUACCCGGCCAGCUACGGUACUGGUCUUACGUCUCCGCCACCCUCCACCAGCCCCUUCCCCCCGCUGUCCCCUGGUCUCCCUGGGGCUCAGCAGCUCCUCUCCCCUCUCCACUCCUCCCCAAUCUCGCAUGGCUCCUCCCAGAUGAGUCUAGCUAACCAGCAAGGGAUGAUGGGAAACGUAGGUGGCCAGUUUGGAGCCGUAGUGAAUCCACAAAUGCAGCAACACCGUGCCUUCCAGUUUCCCAGCUCAGGUAUAAACCAGCAGCAGCAGGACGCAGGCUUCACAGGAGCCACCACCCCCCAGAGCCCCCUCAUGUCCCCCCGCAUGAAUCACGCCCAGAGCCCCAUGAUGCAGCAGCAGGCCCAGGCCAACUCCUCCUACCAGCCCUCCUCUGAGAUGAACGGCUGGCCUCAGGGCAACAUGUCAGGAAACAGCAUGUUCACACAACAGUCUCAAGCUCAGCAGUACAUGCCCCAACAGUCUAAUGGUGGAAUGUACAACGGCACAAACGCAAACCUGAACAUGAACAUACAGGGUGUCCCCAUGGCCUCCAACGGCAGCAUGAACCAAGUCUCAGCAGGCCAGAUGACCAUGCCUACAGGAAGCCUGUCUUCCAUGGACCCUGAGCAGAAUAAAGCUGCAACGAAACAAAAUGUGGAAAAAGUCAAGCGGUCUGAGUUUCUUUCCAAAGGCACUGAUAAUGCCUUGAGACGAAGGGAUAGCAUCAUUCUAGACCAGCUGGCUGGAAUUGACAUGUUAAUACAAGGUGACGCAACUCCAAACUAUUGCUGACCCCGGUCUAUUGUUGGACAACACGGUUUACAAAAGGUCAACACCCAAUGAAAACACUGGCAUCCAACCAAUCAAGGAUCUCCUGCAGUUCUCCCUGAACCAACCAACCGCAUUCACCUUAGUGUGACUUAGGUCCUUCCCAAAUAGGCUACACUCAGACACACACACAGACACUUGCACACACACACACACACGUGUAUAUAUGUGUAUAUAUAAUGGACUCAUACUCACACAAUAUAGAAGCAAAACUGAUCCUGUCAGCAGGCAUCUGGUCAGAUAAAUGUAUUCAUUUCAGGGGAUAGAACGCAGACUAUGGCUCAACUCUGAAAAUGCUCUCUUUACUCUUUUAGGUAUUUUCUUAAUAACAAUAUUUUCUUUGUCUGAUCGUUUCUUUGUAUGCACAGGUGUGAGACAAAAUUAUAUCACAUGAUUUCAAAAACUAAGUGAUAUUAUAAAUGGUUUGAAGAGCAUAAACUAUACAAUGAUUUUGAAUGGUUACAUUGUAAAGCCUGACUAAAGUAGUCACUUGAAAGGUUUAAAAUAAAUGUUUUACAGGUAUUUAUAGUUUUUAAACUAGAGAAACUUUCUUUGUAUGAAACUAUAAAAAGGGGGCAAGUGUUAAAUUUCUUAACACGUAUCCCUUAAUGGUACCUUAUUGUGUCUAUUUGAAUUACAUAUUUUAGGUCCUGUAAUUUCAGAUGAAAUUGUCAAAUGAAUCACCCUGCUGCGAUAUGUAUGAAGGUGAAUGUUCAUAGUUUUGUAUAUAUUACAGUAUAGAUUAAUUAAUUAAGAUGUAAUUUUUUUCUCUCUAGCCUGGUGUUACGACCACUGAAAUAUGACUUCACAGUCAUACCAUUUGUGUUGGAUUAACUAACAAAGGACUGUUUAUCAGGGUUUCAACCAAUUUGCGUAAGGAAUUUUCCUUGCACUUCACCUCGACCUCAUCACAACGAAAGGAUUGGACAGGCCUACCAACAGGCAUAGCUGAAUACUUUAGGGUGCUCUGACUGUGCUGAUUUUGUGUGCUGCCCUAUAAAAAAAAAAAGCUGGAAGUGUAAAAUGAACAGGUAAUAUGUAUUUUUCAAGCCAUAUUCCUGUACUAUUCCCAUUUUUGUUUAUCGUCUGUAAACACAUAGCAAAUAUGAACUCAUAGAAUUUCGUUUUUUUUUUUGUAGAAUGUGAAAAUUCCAAAUUGUCUGCAAACACUGAAAUGACGUUGGGCUCACAUAAUCUGUUUAAAAAUGUGUGGCCAGAAAAUAUCUAUUUUGUAGAUUUGCACUGGUUCUUAUGAUGUCACUCUGACGAUGCAAAGGAUAUUUCUAAUGGUUUGUGAUGGCCAAUUUCUCCCAAUUAAUUAAACAUUUUCCUAAACAAGGCAUUAUUAAAGAGUUGGGCAAAGUUUGAAGAUUAGGAUGCUCUGAUAUAAAUAUAUAUAUAUUCAAAAAUAACAACUUAUAGAAUGAUGCACUGCUCUCAUUGCAAAUCCAAAGAUGUUAUUACUACCUUUUAAAAUAAACUUAAGCCAUGAAGUGUUACUGUGUUAACAGCCUUUUUUAAAGCAUGCAUUUUGGCAAUCAUGAUAAGUUUUAAGGAAAGAGUUUGCAUACAAAUAUAACUCACAAAGUUUGGUUGAAUUUAAUUGUUUUUUUUCUUCAGUUCUGACUGAUCAAGACUUUUCUUUGUUGUAAAAUGUGUUAUUAAUUUAUAGUUUGUCAUUUUAUCAAUUGGUAAAUAUUACAUUCAAGUACCUUAACAUGCUAAAGACCUAGCAUAAUGCCUUAGAUCUGUUUUUCUGUCAUGUGUAUUGCUGUGAAGUUGAAAGGUGUAUCAUAUAUGUAUAGUGAAGUGACAAUAAUGAAGAGUGCAUUGUUACUCAGUGGCCGUAUCUGAAGUGGCACCAUAUUCACUAUAUAUAGUGCACUACUUUUGAGCAGGGCCUCUAGGGCACUAUAUAGGGAAUAGGGUGCAAUUUCAGACGCAGACUUGUGCUAUGGUUAGACUACUACACCCCUGUUUUUUUUUCAGUUGUUUUUCAGAUUUUUCUUUCCCCCACAUUUUAUUUGUGAUCAGUGGGUUUUAUUAUUAUUAUUUGUACAAUUGUUUCAUAUUUGGACUAAGAUGAGUAUGUAAACAAUGGUUAAUCAAAGCAAUAUUGUAAAACAUGAGUUUUUGUGUAGAAAGCUCAGUGUUGCAGUUCAGAGAUGUUUUUCGAGGUGUGAUGUUCAUAUUAAAUAUCACUGUUCACCUGCAUCAAUGUUUAUCCAGAGUGGGAGCAUUUAUGUAAAAAGUUUUAUUUACACCUUAUGCAAGCUGUUGACUAAUAUUGCUUUUGCCAAUGCCGCUUGCUAAUUUAUGAUUUAUGCAUUGUAAAUAAAUUAUUUUUUAUUGUUGA